Molecule: messenger RNA, 1914 nt
Organism: Penicillium lagena
Lineage: Eukaryota; Fungi; Ascomycota; Eurotiomycetes; Eurotiales; Aspergillaceae
Exons: 1
Coding region: 1-1914 (637 amino acids)
Source: RefSeq, a predicted model, not a curated record
AUGGGGGAUAUCGGAAGCAGCUUGAUGAGCGAGAGGGGAUACGACAGCGAUGCCCAGUACCUCGCAACCCCAAAAUACAGUGACCGCAUGGAACGAUCCCCGACAAGCCGCCCCUUUCGCAGACUGGAGUUGAGUGAAGUACUUGAGCAGAGGCCUGAGCUGUUAGAUCCUGUGUUCCGGGCAGCAGCAUUCAACGACAUUCCCGAAAGCGAAUCUGAGUCUCCCUUUGGGCUGCGCUAUAUCCCUACCCUACAUGGUAGUCUGAGCGGAGCUCGAAAUGCCUCUCAUGUGAGCGGCACCGGGUACAACAAUGGAGCAAGACCUGCAACUUCCCCCGGCGAGGAACCGAUCACUCUCAGCGCUGGGAUGCAACCCGCCGCGACGAGAUCUAUCGACACCCUGACAAUCGUCACCCCGAAUUCUGCUGCAAAUAUUCUGGAGCCACUCCCGUCCAUCGAGAUUCCUGCAGGUAUCAAUAGCCAGACCCUCAUGGCCGACUGGAUCCAGUUCUUGAGGACGAACCGCCAGAUCCGAGGCACGACCUCGGCAUCACUGUCAGAUCAUAGUCCGGAUCUUGUCGUUCCGAAAAGACGAGAGUCAUUUCCCUCUGACCAGUCGUUGGUCGAAAACCGGCCACUGCACCUGGAUGAGCUCCGCAUUUCCCAUAUCCUGGCACCACGAUCUAUCUCUUCGGGAACACACUCGGGCAACACGUCCAUCACAGCAGGACGUACCCACACAAACAGAUAUGCGUUGUUAACCGCAGAGGAUUCUCAGUCGCGCCAGAAAACAGCAACAACGGCGGUCUCGGGACCAGAUCCCCAGAAACUAGCCGCAAUUCGCAAGCGAGAUGCAUCAUCAUUCUAUUCACGCCAAAGCAGUCUUUUGUCAACGGAGGUGUUCAAGACCCGUUCUGUCAAUGCAACAGGUAGCAAGUCGGAAAUCCAGACAGGUCGGAUCAGUCAGGGCGAGGAGCCUGAGGCUCUUAUGAAAAGCAAGUUUGUUGAACAACUUAGCCCCAUUACAAAUGACUCUGAGCCCUCCCGCUCUCCCAUUGAUGAGCUAGAAUCGUCCCCUCGUCAAGUCAGCAUCGGUUGGAUGACCAACGGUCGACGUACAGGGUAUGGCUACACAAUGGUCUCUAAAGCUGAAGAAGCUGUCCUUAGCAAUGAUACCCCUCUCCAAAUCCAGGACCCAAUCGAGCGGCCAUCACUGACAAAUGCUGACGAUGAGAAUAUCAAGUCGACUGAAGUCGACUGUUCUAUUGCGAUUGACCCUGCUUCGGAAGAGUCAAAGAUGUUGGUUCCUCUCGAACAGCCUAUCACUAUCGUUGACCGCCGACAUCCUCCUGGAGAUCCAGCUAAGGGGCCCGAGGAUGGCAAUGAUACCACUGAAUCGAUCAAGGAAGACAUUUCAUGGUGGGAGAAGCUAAGGGGCCGACCCAUGAGCAUCCAGCCCCGGCCGCGCAAAGCCAAGGAAGAUGUUCAUCAUGGACGCAAGACAUGGGUCCUUGACAGGGGACAAGGCUCUUCGAUCCUUGAAGAGCUAUCAGAGCACCCUCAAGUCGAAGGUUCCACCGCAAACACCCAGGCCCUUCCAUUCAACGGCCCUCCAGUCGGUAUUCCGCAUGGCUACAUUCCUUCCCCUCCAGUUCCGUCUCGAAACGGGCGCUGGUCGUGGCGGGUUUCUAAAUACAAGGAGACCAAGAGAGAAACCAAGAGAUUCUCGAAUGGACGCCAGGAGAAUUCGGAUGCUUCUUCUGGUCCAUCGUUCCACGACUGUGCAUCAACUGGACUUGGCCGGGCCAAUUCGACGAGGAGCAAUGCCGAAGAUUUGGCGAGUAUGUAUCAGACGGAGUGUCUUGGUUCCAUGCCUGGAGCUUUUGAGGGGAGUUCGUGGGCCGGGCGGGCGUGA